UAUUAAUUAAUUGCAAACCAAAAAAUAACUACCCAUAAUAUCAAUUCAUAGCCACCACAAGAGGAAGAGAUCUAGAGAGAGAUGAGACACUCAACAAUGAAACCCAUUUCCAGUCCAGGAAGAACAGAAAAGUUCCCGCCGCCAUUAAUGAGGUUCUUGAAAAAUAACGUCGGAAGUAAGAGCAGUAGAAGAAGAUACAGAUCAACCCCAAUGUUCUUCCGUAAAAAGACUGCAGUCAUUGAACCAACCCAAGAACCUUCUUCUCCCAAAGUUACAUGUAUCGGCCAAGUCAGAGUCCGCCGGAGCUCUAACCGCAAUCCAAGUCGUCGCCGGAGUACGGCAAAAGAAAUCCCUUGUUCUUCCUCCUGCAUGUGGGUCAAGAAAUCAGCUCUUUCUUGCUUUAAUUUUGUAAAACGGAAAUGGUUUUCUCCUUUUGGGUAUUGCAGAAAAGGAAAUCUAAAGGAAGAAAUUUCACCGGUUGAGUUGCCGGAGGUAAUUAAAGUGUCGCCGCCAAUGAAAACAGAAACCGAGUCAUCAUCGGUGAUCGGAAAUUCUUCGUCUUCACCUCCAAAGAACGCAUUUUUACUGACGAGAUGUAGAUCUGCUCCUUACCGAUCAACUUCUCUCGCAAGUCGAUUUUUAAACGCUGAAAAAGAAGAUUCAAAUUUUCAAAACUCAAUACCGACGCCGGAAAGUAGAAUGGACCACCGAGAAAGUGAGUCGUCGGUGGGAACUCCGGCGGAAGAAGUGGAGGAGAGAGAGAAAGAAACGGUUCAGCCUUUGAUACUAACUCGGUCCAAAUCUGAACCGGCGCGAACCGGGGAGAAGAUUAACCCGGAGAUAGGUUUGUCUAGACCGAGAAGGUUAGGAUUAUCAGACAACCGUUGCUCUCCACGUGUUUCUGACUUCAAUUAAGGCCUUGUUUGGAUAUUAAUUAAUUCUAGUCUAGUGUAAAUAUUUUAGCAUAAAUUUUGGUCAAAUAGUAAUUAUGUGAUUAUUGUUUUGAAUAAAUAUAUUCAAAAAUUGGAAAGAGA
Molecule: messenger RNA, 1034 nt
Organism: Impatiens glandulifera
Lineage: Eukaryota; Viridiplantae; Streptophyta; Magnoliopsida; Ericales; Balsaminaceae
Exons: 1
Coding region: 82-915 (277 amino acids)
Source: RefSeq, a predicted model, not a curated record